Molecule: messenger RNA, 1539 nt
Organism: Vigna unguiculata (cowpea)
Lineage: Eukaryota; Viridiplantae; Streptophyta; Magnoliopsida; Fabales; Fabaceae
Product: IQ domain-containing protein IQM1-like
Source: RefSeq, a predicted model, not a curated record
AUGGGAUUAUCACUUUCCUUGCUCAAAUCUGCGUUGGAAGAAAUGUCCAGACAGCUUUUCUUUGAUAUGCCUUUCAAUGUGAGCUUUGCUUCCAAAGAUGGAACCUUGAUUUUAAGAGCACCUAGCUUUAAGAAAGGAGAAUCAAAAACUACUACUGUUUUGCCAAACGGAUCCAGAAGUUCAAACCGGUUAAGGGAUCACAGACCCCAAUGUGAGAACAUGGAUUGGAAUAAUCUUCCAAGCAAAGAUCAACUGAAACAUAAACCAGUGUCUUUGCUUUCUCUCCCUAAAGCAACAGUUUUCUCUCCCUCUAGACCUCCCAACGAGCUUGAUGCAGCUGCAACAAAACUCCAAAAAGUGUACAAGGGUUACCGCACUCGAAGAAACCUUGCAGAUUGUGCAGUGGUCGUGGAAGAACUAUGGUGGAAGGCAUUGGAUGUUGCAGCUCUUAAAAGGAGUUCUGUGUCAUUCUUUGAUGUCCAAAAACCAGAAACUGCAGUGUCAAGGUGGGCAAGGGCAAGGACAAGAGCAGCUAAGGUCGGCAAAGGUUUAUCCAAAGAUGACAAGGCACAAAAACUAGCCCUGCAACAUUGGCUUGAAGCUAUUGACCCACGUCAUCGCUAUGGACACAAUUUGAAGCUGUAUUAUGACACUUGGUUUGAAAGUCAAAGCACUCAACCAUUUUUCUAUUGGUUGGAUGUUGGAGAUGGCAAAGAAAUAAAUCUUAAGAACUGCCCAAGGAACACACUACAAGGCCAAUGCAUUAGAUAUCUUGGACCAAAAGAAAGGGAAGAAUAUGAAGUGAUAGUUAAAAAUGGAAAGCUAGUUUACAAAAAAGAUGGGAAACUCGUGAACACCGACGAGAGAUCCAAAUGGAUAUUUGUUCUUAGCACCACAAGGGCCUUGUAUGUGGGGAGAAAACAGAAGGGUAGAUUUCAACACUCAAGUUUUCUUUCUGGUGGUGCAACCACAGCAGCUGGAAGAUUAGUGGCCCAUGAAGGUGAUCUUGAGGCUAUUUGGCCAUACAGUGGUCAUUAUCACCCAACAGAAGAGAAUUUCAAGGAAUUUUUAAGCUUUCUGGAGGAGCACAACGUAGACCUCACCAAUGUAAAGAGAUGUGCAAUAGAUGAUGAUACUCCUUCUCUUGCUGCGACCAACUCAUUUACUGCUGCCAUUGAUGAUUCACAACAAACUAUGGGCCCUACUCUAAUUUCUCUCACGGGCCCAUCAAGUACAAUCAAUGCGAAUAAAAUAAUUGUGGACAAAAAGGAUGACGCGCCAACAUUCAACCUUUCCAAGAGGUUGUCUUGUAAGUGGACCAAUGGGACUGGGCCUCGUAUUGGGUGUGUCCGUGACUACCCCCCCCACUUGCAAUCGAGAGCGCUGGAACAAGUCAAUUUGUCUCCAAGGCCCACUUCUGCACGCUUGAGCAACUACGGCCCAAUUCCUUCUCCCAGGCCCAGCCCAAAAGUGAGGAUCUCCCCCAGGCUUGCAUACAUGGGCUUGCCCAGUCCAAGAAACCCGAUUCCAGCCAGUUAA